Messenger RNA from Agrilus planipennis (emerald ash borer), 4806 nucleotides. RefSeq names its product zinc finger protein 345. Gene Ontology annotation, biological process: regulation of transcription by RNA polymerase II. The record is from RefSeq and is a predicted model, not a curated record. NCBI's taxonomy places the organism in Eukaryota, Metazoa, Arthropoda, Insecta, Coleoptera, Buprestidae. The coding region runs from base 114 to 2603 and encodes 829 amino acids. Gene Ontology annotation, molecular function: RNA polymerase II cis-regulatory region sequence-specific DNA binding; DNA-binding transcription factor activity. The transcript is spliced from 16 exons.
AUGGUAAAAAUGAAAAUAAGCAAUAAAUUUAGUUUUUAUAAAUAAAAAUAAACUGUUCAGUAAUGAAAAGUGAAUUAUUAUGAAAUAAUUACAAUACGUUGCGUUUUUCUGACAUGGAAAGUAGUAGAAACAACAAUGAGCGUUUAAAUUUAGAUAUAAAAGAAGAAGUAAUUAUAAAAGAAGAAGAAACUGUUAUUAAAGAGGAACUAGAAGGUAAUAACAUUUUUAAAGGUGAAAUUGACUGUACCGAUGGAACAUGCCGUUAUCCUAAUACGGAUGAUAAUAGAAAAAAAGAUCGUUUAAAUUUAAAUCACACUAAAGAAGAAACCAUUAUAAAAAAGGAAAUAGAAGCGAGAAAGCAUUCAGUGACAGAAGAGGAAGAAAAACAAUUAAAAUGCGAAACCUGUGGGAAACGUUUCUUCUCCAAAUCGAAGUUAGUCUGUCACAUUCGCAUCCAUACUGGGGAAAAACCAUAUGAGUGUCAAGUGUGCCAGAAAAGGUUUGCAAAUAAACCAAAUUUCAUUAGACAUGUGCGCAUUCAUAUGGGUGAAAAGCCAUUCGAAUGUGAAAAAUGUGGACGAAGAUUUAGUGAGAAUUCUAGCUUGAUGUAUCAUCAGAUGUUACAUACGGGCGAACGUCCAUUUGAAUGUCGAAUUUGCAGCACACGUUUUGUCACAAAAUCGAAGCUGGCCUACCAUAUUCGCGUCCAUGACGGGGAAAAACUAUACAAGUGCGAAGUGUGUCUGAAAAAGUUUUCCAAAAAAUACGAUCUCGAUGUACAUAUGGUAGUCCAUACGGAAGAAAAGUCAUUCGAAUGCGAUACCUGUGGCAAACACUUCGUCGAAAAAGGAUCCUUUACCAGACACGUUCGCAUUCAUACCGACGAAAAACCGUACGAGUGUCUAGUUUGUCAGAAAAGGUUUUCCAAAAAAUACGGUCUCAAUGCACAUAUGGUAGUUCAUAUAGGAGAAAAGCCAUUCAAGUGUGAAACUUGUGAACAGAGAUUUACCCGAAAUAAGUACCCGGAGCUGUGCAGCAAUGAAGACUUAACCAUUACAACGUGUUUAGUCCUAAAAGUCUACAAAUAUCACUAUUCGUUCAUUCAUUUUUUUCCUGAUAUUUGUACUACCUACCUGACUAAACNAGUAAUGAAAAGUGAAUUAUUACAAGGUAAUUAUAAUACAUUGUGUUUUUCUGAUAAGGAAGAUAAAAAAAGUGAGGAUUUAAAUUUAAAUGAUAUAAGAGAAAAAACCAUUUCAAAAAAUGAUAUAGAAGAUAAUAAAGGAAUCGAACUUAUUGACGGAAUAUGCCGUCUUUCUAAUAUAAAAGAUAAUAGAAAAAAUGAGCCUUUUAGUGUAGAUAUUAAAGAAGAAGUCAUUAUAAAAGAAGAAAUAGAAGGUAGUACAUCUGAUGGUGACACUGAAGUUAUUGUCGAAACUUAUCCUGAUGAAGAAGACAAUAGAGAAAAUGAAUUUGUAAAUUUAGAAUUUAUAAAAGUAGAAACUAUUAUAAAAGAAGGUGAAGAUAGCACUGAGCUUAGUGAUGAAACUUGGCAUUAUUCUGGUAAGGAUGAUAAUAAGAAGAAUGAGCAUUUAAAUUUAAAUCAUACUAAAGAUGAAACCAUUAUAACAAAGGAAUUAGAAGUGAGAAAAUGUUCAGUAACGCAAAGGAAAGAAAGACCAUUCAAAUGUGAAAGCUGUGGCAAACAUUUCAUCUCAAAAUCAAAGCUGGCUUGUCAUAUUCGGAUCCAUACUGGGGAAAAACCGUACGAGUGUCAAGUGUGUCAGAAAAGAUUUACCAAUAAAGAAAAUUUCGAUCGACAUGUGCGUAUUCAUACUGGAGAAAAGCCGUUCAACUGUGAAACCUGUGGACAAAAAUUUACUCACAAAGCUAGUUUGAUGCAUCAUCAGAUGGUGCAUACAGGCGAACGACCGUUUGAGUGUCCAAUUUGCAGUAAACGUUUUUCCAAAAAAUCGCACUUCAGUAGUCACAUUCGCAUCCAUACUGGGGAAAAACCGUACGAGUGUCAAGUGUGUCAGAAAAAGUUUUCCAAUAAACAAAAUUUCGAUCGACAUAGGCGCAUUCACACCGGUGAAAAACCCUUCAAGUGUGAUACCUGUGAGCGGAGGUUUAAUGAAAAAGCCAGUUUGAUGCAUCAUCAGAUGUUGCAUACGGGUGAACGUCCAUUUGAAUGUCGGAUUUGCAGCAAACGCUUCGUGACAAAAUCUAAGCUGGCCUGCCACGUUCGCCUCCAUACUGGAGAAAAGGUAUAUGAGUGCACAGUGUGUUUGAAAAGAUUUUCCGAUAAACGAGAUUUCGAUCGACAUACUCGCAUUCACACAGGAGAAAAGCCAUUCAAGUGUGAAACCUGUGGACGGAGAUUUAAUCACAAAGCUAGCUGUAUGCAUCAUCAGAUGUUGCAUACGGGCGAACGUCCAUUUGAAUGUCCGAUUUGCAGCAAACGUUUCGUCACAAAAUCAAAGCUGUCCUGUCACAUUCGCAUACAUAGCAAGGAAAAACAGUAUGAGUGUCAAGUGUGUCAGAAAAGCUUUUCUCAAAAACACGCCCGCGAUGUACAUAUGCGUGUUCAUACAGUCCAAUAAAAACCAAUGGUGGCAUGACAACAUCUUAACUAGUAUUUUUUUGUAAAUUAUUAAUUGUACUUGGAACAUACUAGAUGGCGCUACUAGUAAUCAAAGAGCCGGGAAGUAUAUUUAUUUUGUUAUCUAAUCUCAUUCUUGACAUCCUCCCCUAACAAAAUAAUGAAAUAAUAUAGAACAAAAUAGUAUUUACAAAAUAAAGAAAAGAAAAGACGUCUUAUUCUUCCAAUAUGUUUCACUACUUCAAGAAUUUAUAAUGCUUAUAGGUAUGUUGACAGACAAGUUAUAAGUUGCGGAGAAAUGUACUGCAAAUUAGAAAAGGUAAGAAAUACUGUCCAAGUAGUACGAGUGCGGGCUAGGAGCUACCAUGGCUAACCAUUAAUGUUUAAGAACAUACCGACUUUGUCUCACGAUCAGUCCAGUCCAUCCUAACUAACAGCCAUUUCGCCUGUUACAAUGUUUAAAAAAAAAUACUCUCAAAGAACUAUUGUGCGCUUCAUUUGCAUUAGUAAAAAUUCGGUAAAAAUCGGAAAUAUUCGGUAGAAACACCCCCUGGUGCGUUUUCCAUUUCAAAAUCAUCAUUAAUGCUGGUGAGCGGUCAGUUCCUUCAACCGUAAUUUAUGCUUUAGUCUAAAAAAAGGAAUGCACAACAUGAAGACAUUAACAAAAAUUAAAUUCAUUUUAACAUUCACGUCCAUGUAUUUUAAAAUAAAAUAGCGUGCAAAAAAGUAAUCUCCAGAGAAAAUACAAUUAAGCUAAAUGAGCAUAGUUAUUACAGAUGCCAUUUUCAAAUAAUAGUAUCAUGAUAAUAUCCAAUAGCAGCCAAUCUAGUCUAGGCAGCCAAUAGUAUUCAUAAUAACAUAACGAUUUAAAUUAUUCAUCGUUUCGUCUCCAGAAUUCUGAAAAUACUGAUGGUGAAAACUAUCAAGGUUCCUCUACACAAAAGAAAAAGUCAUUAAGAUUAACUUUAAAGCCAGAAGAUUUCCUGGAAGAUUCUCCUCCGAGAAAGCUUAAGGUAUCAAGGAACCUUUUUCUAAAUGGUCAAUUUAAUAAUAGUGUUAAAAAGUCAAAACCUUUCUCUGGGUUUCCAGUAAAUAGUGCUAACAGCAUAAAAAACGAGCCACUUGUUUCAGUUGAAAAUAUUGAUACAGAUAAGGGUAGAAAUCAUAAAUUGAGGUUUACUUUAAAGCCUGAAGAUUUUUUAGAUACGCCUCCUGAAAAGAAUAAAAGAAAAGGAAACAGUUCCAAGGUUGUAUCUCAUAAACAAAAAGAAAACAAUCCCAUCCUAUUUGUAAAACCAAAGAAACCUGCAGCAAAGGCUCACACUUCUGGUUUCUCCUUCAGAAAGAAAAAAGCUGUUAAUACAAAAAAGUCAAUUUGUAGUAACCCAACAGAAUCUGGCCUUCGUUCUUUGGCAAGCAAUCCCGACGAAUCUCAACCAUUGUUAAGUGUAGAUGAAGUAGGAGACGUCCUUAUUAAAAAGCAAUCAGUAUUCAAAGAAAGGCGGCGAUUUUUUCCAUCUGUUGGUUCGAUUCCUAAAACACCCGAUCGAAAUAGAAAAUAUCCAUCCGUAUUAAGUAAACCUUCGCGACGACUUUCGACACUCAAGAGGAAAGUUAUUAGUCCCAUACAAGAAACCAUAGCUGCUGCUGGGCCUGUUCAAAAGUAUCAACAGGAUAAUUCGCAAGGACAUGCUGCUAUUGGUGACGAAACACCUCCACAACGUUUUACCAAGAAAAUUCCACAGAACAGCCUUUUAAAAAAAGCUAUAAAAAAUUCGAUUCAUAAAGAUAAUAAUUGUUGUACGCCUUUAAAUUCAAAUUCUUCGGAUUCGCAAAUCUCAUCCAUACAAUCGUUCGUUAGAAUGAAAGUAGCUUCUUCAAAGAAACGUCUUUUGAACUUGACAAGUCAACGGAUAGUUUAUUCGUCACCUGAUACCGAUUUUUUAAAUGAAGAAAAAAAUUGCGAUUCCACGGAGAAGGUAGUUGGCGAUAUAAAAAUGACGAAAGAAAAAUGUGAUAAAGAAACACAAACAGAUUUGUUUACGGACCUAUCAAUCGCUUUUAUAAUGUUAAGGGAGUCGUUACAAAAGUUAGGUAUGAAAAUUGAUUAAUUUAUUUUCUAUUUUUUUUGCUAAUUAUUCCAACGAAAUUGUAGAUUAUGAACUAUUUAUAAUAUUUUUAAAAAUAAAGUGAUGUUUUCAGCA